Messenger RNA from Racocetra fulgida, 2221 nucleotides. The record is from the annotation of a GenBank genome assembly. Lineage: Eukaryota; Fungi; Glomeromycota; Glomeromycetes; Diversisporales; Gigasporaceae.
AACUCUAGAGGUGGUUUAAGUGGGGAAUUAUCAUUUUCAACUACCACAUCACCCAAAGCUGAACCGAUACAAUAUACUUCUUUGAAUCCUAACUUUCGUACCAUUUCGCCAAAUCAUGUAGCACCACCUCCACCUAAUACUGUUAAUUCUUCUACUACUACACCAUCUCCCCCUCAAAUAUCUAUAAAAUCUACUGGACAAUACAGAGCUUAUUCUCCACAACAUUUUUAUCAAAAUCGAAUUCUUGAUCAAUAUGCAUCUCAAUCUGUCAACCCAAUUACUCUUAGACAACUUAUAGUAUUUGGUCGUAAUCUGACCGAAGAAAGAAUUAUUAAAAGUGGAAAUUAUGUGAGAAGUGAACUUCCAGUACGAAUAGCUCAUAGAAUAAGAGAUUUCCAAAAUUUACCUUUUAUCGUGGGAACAAAUCCCCAUCUUGCUAGGGUUUAUGAUUUAUAUUGGUUUGCAUUUGAAAAAUUAAGAAAAAUUCCUCCUAUAAGAACUAUUGAAGAAAAUAAUGAAUGGUGUGAAACUAUAAAAGGCUUGUUAAAAGAUCAUUUAGUAGUAAUUCCUCAAUUAGCAAUGGGUAUAAUGGAAUGUUCGGAACAUUUAUCUGGAGAACAAAUAGAUCGAUUUAUGAAUACAAUGUUGAGAUCACGUAUUUCAAGAAGAGUUUUAGCUGAACAACAAAUUGCUUUAACUGAAAAUUGGCACGAUCCCGGAUAUGCUUAUGAUCAAAGUGAGAAUGAUGGAUGGAUUGGUGUCAUAUCAACUCAUUGUAAGGCUAAUGAAAUUGUGGAAAAAUGUGCUAAAAUGACAAGAAACUUUUAUAAAACUUAUUAUGAUGUUGAACCACCACAGAUUCUUGUCGAUGGUCAAGUGGAUACUACUUUUGCUUACAUACCAGAUCAUAUAGAAUAUAUCAUCCAUGAAUUAUUAAUGAAUUCUGUAAAAGGUGUAAUCGAGAAACAUGCACCCUCAAUAUUAUCAACUUCUCAAUCCCCAUCAAAACAAAUGCUCGAAUCUUCCCAACUUUUCCCACCCAUCACUGUAACAAUAUGUUCUGGUCCAACGGAUUUAUAUUUCCGUGUAUCAGACCAAGGUGGUGGUAUACCUGAUAAAGUAUAUCCUUAUAUUUGGUCAUUUGCACGAAAAAGUAAUGAUCAAAAAAUUUUACACAAAUUUACAAAUUUCUCAAAAGUACCACAAAUGGCUGCUACAUUAGAAGAAUAUGAAAGACAUAUUAUACCUCCUGAUUUAGGUCUUGGUAUUGGUUUACCAAUGAGUAAAGUUUAUGCUGAAUAUUGGGGUGGUGGUUUAAACCUAUAUAGCUUGGAUGGUUAUGGUGUUGAUGCAUAUGUUAAAAUUACUAAAUUAGGAAAUCGAACAGAAAAUUUGUCUACAAGUGGACAAAUAAAUGAUUUAAUUCAACAACUUCGCGGAGCUGCUAAUACUUUAAACGCGUUAAUGGAAUCGGAUUCUAAUAAAAAUUCUAUUCGUGCGAACUUAAGUUUUAGUUCUGAUGAUAUCAAUAAUUAUGGCACCGCAGAAGGAAGUUAUCAAUAUACAACAAAUAACACUCCAGAAAUUGAUAUCGCUCUGGAGAAACUUCCUGAUAAAAGAAAACCUCCUAACAUGGUAAUUUGCACUAAAUUAAAACGCGAUGUAUAUUCGUCGGAUUCAUGUGAAGAAGAUUUACCGAAUGAAGAUGAAUCCUUGUCUACAUUUGAUCACAAAUCUCAACAAACAAUAUCUAGAAUCCCUAUCAGCACAAUAAAUCGACCUUUAACAGCUUCUCCACCACUAAGUAAAUCUACAAAUAAAUCAAUUGAUUUACCCGCAUGUCAAAAAAUGAGCACUACAUUAAAAUCAGAGGAACAAGUGUCACCCUGCAAGUCACGUUCGAAAAGAAAUCCUAAAGAUAUCGGUGAUCCGUUUACCUAUUCUUCUUAUUCGUUUGAAGAUACUGGACAACAAAAAACUCCAAAACAAAAAAGACGCAGAAAAGCAACAAAUACUAAACGUGAAACUCAUGAUCAAAGAAAAGCUCUCUCAAAUAUUACUAAUGGUAAACUUGCGAUCGCAACAUUGUCAACUAUCGGUCUCGGUGUCUACGCUGCUGUUAAAAGAGCCCAAUCGAAAAGACCUAAUCCCCUUACUGAUUCUCCACCGAUCAACGCUUCUUCUGCAGAAGAGGAAGCUUUUAUUCAGGAAUUUCUGAAGA